Messenger RNA from Macrosteles quadrilineatus (aster leafhopper), 3410 nucleotides. Its product is annotated as vacuolar protein sorting-associated protein 16 homolog. Gene Ontology annotation, cellular component: endosome; cytoplasm; lysosomal membrane. Gene Ontology annotation, molecular function: actin binding. Gene Ontology annotation, biological process: intracellular protein transport; endosomal transport; vacuole fusion, non-autophagic. The record is from RefSeq and is a predicted model, not a curated record. NCBI's taxonomy places the organism in Eukaryota, Metazoa, Arthropoda, Insecta, Hemiptera, Cicadellidae. The transcript has 19 exons. Bases 220 to 2700 code for a protein of 826 amino acids.
UUGAAUUUGUUUUGUUUUGUUGACACUGACAGUGAGUUGAGUGACACUACAUUAUUGAAGUGAUUAGUAAAAAGACUAACAUUUGGAUUGAACGUUGUAGAUGUGAACACUGUCCAAUAAAAUAGGGUUAACCUGCUUAACUAAAGAUUGAUGAAGUUUCAAUUAUUUUUAUAUUUUCCAUGUUUUUGCCAUUAGUUUAGCCAAUACCAGUUAGCAAAGAUGACAGCACUACUUAUACAUGAUUGGCACCCUACUGAUAAAGAUGGUUAUUAUAGGAAAUUUGAAAUGUAUAAUAUGUCAUGGCAGAGAGAGGUUUCACUUGAGUCGUCAGUUCUCACAUGUUCUCCGAAUGGUGGUCCUAUUGCUGUAAUGCGGGACAGAACCAAGUUGGUCAAAGUACAAGGCAGUGGAAAACCAGUAAUUGCAAUCUAUAGCUCCUCUGGAAAACUGAUUUCUACUUUUGUGUGGAAUAGUGGCAAUGUUUUGCAGCUCGGCUGGUCUACGUCAGAAGAACUUCUAUGUGUACAGGAAGAUGGAAUGGUUUUGGUCUACGAUAUGUUUUCCAAUUAUCAGCGUACUUUCAGUAUGGGGAAGGAUGUUCAAGAGACCCGUGUUACGGCAGCGCAAGUGUUUGAAAGUGCCAUAGGGACUGGAGUCGCAGUGUUGACUAUGGCACAUCGUAUCUUCAUAGUCAACAAUUACAAGGAACCAAAAACGAGGCUCCUAGCUGAAAUACCAGGUAUGCAGUUAGGUCCGAGCGCCUGGGCGUUAGUGUGCGAAGAGAGACACACUAGGGUCAUGCUGGCUCUUGGUCCUGAGAUAUAUUCCCUUAGUGAAGCGGAGUCAAGGGCCACGAUACAGCAUGUAGACCUGGGAGACGAAGGAGCAGGUGUCGUAGUCAAGAUGGCUGUCUCGUCCACCAGUCAGAGUGUGGCAUUGCUGACGGACCGAGGCAAACUGUGGCUUGGCACCGUGGACUUGCGACACAACUACCGGCUACUUGAUGUACGCAACUUCAACAUCAAACAGAUAGCAUGGUGUGGAGAACAAGGUGUAGUUCUCAACUGUGACACUAGCCUAGAAGUAAUCCCUUGCAGAGAGGACAACCUUCAGUUUACCAUGGACUGUACGAGUCAUCUGAUACAAGAGAAAGACUGUUUGAGGGUUGUGUCAGCCACCACACACGAGAUUAUCCAGAGGGUGCCGCAAGUGGUCGUAGACAUCUUCAGGAUAAAUAGCACCAGUCCUGGGUCUUACCUACUAGAGGCUUCUCAACAGUUCCAGAAAAAAAGUCACAGAGCAAAUGAGUACAUCCACUUGGUGAGGCCAAAGCUCGCCAUGGCUGUUGGACAGUGUGUCGAGGCAGCAGGACAUGAGUUCAAUCCAAGCCAUCAGAAAAUGUUAAUAAAAGCUGCCCAGUUUGGUAAAAGCUUCCUACCAGAAUUUAAUCCUGAUUCCUAUGUGAGGAUGUGUCGUCUGCUUAGAGUUUUGAAUGCUGUUAGAGAUCCAAAAAUUGGGAUCCCCAUCACAUUUGCACAAUUACAGCUUUUGUCAAUACCACUUCUUGUGGACAUGUUAGUCAGGAGGAGGCAAUAUUUUUUAGCAAUUCAAGCUGUCAAUUAUCUGCAUAUACCAGACUCCAGCAGCCACAUUCUCACUCAUUGGGCAUCCUAUAAGGUAAAGCAGCGCAGGCAAGACUCGGACCAAAUUGCGAGAGAGAUCGCAGACAAGUUAGGCCGUACCGUGGGAGUUUCAUACACUGGCAUUGCCAAAGAAGCCAUCAAUGACGGGCGAAUUGAGCUAGCCAUCAAGUUAUUGGACUAUGAACCUAGGGCCACACUUCAAGUUCCUUUACUUCUCAGUCUUAACAAGGUGGAAGUUGCUCUGGUGAAGUCUAUUGAAAGUGGCAACACAGAUCUGGUCUAUACAGUGCUCAUACACCUGCACGAAAACAUGCAACUUGGCAAUUUUGAGAUGAAGAUUCGACAGUUUCCUCUAGCUCAGGCCCUGUACCUCAAGUAUUGUAAGGAACAUAGUAGAGAACGACUCAGAAUGAUUUACAUGCAAGAAGAUGACCAUUUCGCUCAAGCUGCCUGUUUCAUACAAGAUGCCUACGACCCAAAGAGCACUACAAGUCGGGAAGCUUCUUUGGUUGCUGCAGCGGAAAAGUUCAAAAUUGCAAAGAACGAACUUCACGCUUGUUUGUGUGACGAACAGUUGAAGUUGUUGAAGUACCAGAGGACUUUGGAAGAAAAAUUCCACAGAGAUUUCGUAAACGGAAGUCUUCAAGACACUGUUGUGGGUCUCUUGUCCUUGGGAGAGGUCAAACUGGCAGACAAACUGCGAACUGAGUACAAAGUUCCUGAUCGCAGGUACUGGUGGCUUAGAAUCGAGAGUUUAGCAGAACAAGGGAAAUGGACAGAUUUAGAAAUAUUUUCCAAAAGUAAAAAAUCUCCCGUUGGUUAUGAGCCGUUUGUUGAUGUUUGUUUAAAACACAACAAUCAGUCAGAAGCCUUAAAAUACAUGCCAAAGGUACGAGAAGAACUGAGAGAAAAAUAUAUCAGCAAGCUUGGGAUUAGCAUCUUGAGCCAGGGAAGUGAUUUGAGCAUAUUAGCUUGGCUGAUCAAAGAUGUGUUGGGGGCUGUUUUUAAUCCGAAGCCCUUGGAGCUAGGGCACAGCACGUGGUUCGUUAAUCCAUAAAGAUCUGCAGCAUCACGAAGAACAAGUUAACAUGCUGAGCUUCUUGGAUGCAAGGUUUUUCUUCAAUCAGAGCCUAUCAAUACAGGACACCUUAAAUUCCUAAUUUUGUAUUCACAUAGCAAGAUUUUAUGUUACUCAAAGUAUUUAGUCACAAUAUUGUAAAUAGGAAUAAUAUGUUGGAAUGAUUUGUUUUAACCUUUUUUAGCAUAAUUUUAAUGACCAUUUAUCCUUUGUUAUAAAUAGUUUAAUUUAUCUAAAUUUGUUAUUACUCAGAAUGCUUUAUUGUUAUUCAAAGUUUGAUUUGAUCAAAUUUUGUAAUUAAAGUGGUCUACCCACGAUGCAUGAUUUUUGUACUUUCAAAUAAAGUUUUAGUUUUAAAUUGUUUUCAGUUUUUAAAAGUUAUAUCAGUUUUAUUAUGUUUAAUGUGCGACUGGACAUGCUUAGAGUAUAUAUAAAUUGCACAAUAAAAAUGUUGCCAUACAUCCAUUUUGUAUUGGUAUGUUUUCUUAAACCACACCAUACCAAAUGAAAGAUUUAAUGUCUACUGUGAUCAUUCCAGAUUUUUAUAUCAAAUAGCAAAAAAUUAUUUUAGUUAUUAGUAGUUUUAAUUAAUAUGUUCUUAAUUUAGUGUAUUUAUUUUGUACAGCUUGAAAAUAAUUGUAAAGCAAGCUAUUCAAUGUUGAGAACUAUAUUGUUAUUCUAGUCAUGUA